Neocloeon triangulifer is the source of this 1164-nucleotide messenger RNA. RefSeq names its product PIN2/TERF1-interacting telomerase inhibitor 1-like. Gene Ontology annotation, biological process: regulation of ribosome biogenesis. Gene Ontology annotation, cellular component: nucleolus. The transcript is spliced from 4 exons. Gene Ontology annotation, molecular function: telomerase inhibitor activity; nucleic acid binding. Lineage: Eukaryota; Metazoa; Arthropoda; Insecta; Ephemeroptera; Baetidae. The record is from RefSeq and is a predicted model, not a curated record. The coding region runs from base 153 to 1139 and encodes 328 amino acids.
UAAGCCCCCUUUUGACUGUCAAAUCGAAAACGCUACCCACGUGGAGUGGUGUUAGUUGUGUCUCGGAAAAUUUAAAAAUUUGGUUUUUCACGCUUCCUUAUCUCAAAUUCAGAAUUUUAAAACUAUAAAAAUUACUUUUCUCUUCGUGAACCAUGUUGGCGGAAAGAAGAAGAAGAGCAAAUUACGUGCUAAAUCCACGAAAUAAUACGUGGGCUGCGGAUGAUAAAAACUUGGGCAAGAAGUUGAUGGAGAAAAUGGGUUGGAGCAGUGGCAAGGGGCUGGGCCGUGACGAGCAGGGUGACACGGAGCACAUACGAGUGAACUACAAAAACGACAACAAAGGUAUGGGAUUUAGUGGGCCGAUCGAUGACCCAGUUCUGCACCAAACUGACUUCAACGAGCUGCUUUCGAAGCUGAACGAAGCCCAGGGUUCCGAAGCGCCAAAACCUGAAGGACUGAGCUCUCUUGAGAAGAAGUCCGAGUCGUCAAAGUCUCGCCUUCAUUACAAGAAGUUCACCAGAGGCAAAGACCUGAGCCGCUACUCUGCCAAGGACCUUGAGUGCAUAAUUGGCAAUGGAAAGAAGAAGAAAGUGGAGGAGGUCGAGGUUAAAGUGGAGGAGAGCAAGGUGGGCGAACAGGAGCACAGUCACGGCGUGGACACGGUUGCUGGGGGCUCUAUGGCAGAUUAUUUUAAAAGGAAGAUGAUGGAGCGAGGUUUGUUGAAGCCGAAAGAGGAGUCGAAGGAUGAGGAAUCGGGAGGCAAGGAAUUUGGAUUUGUUGGUUUUGGCUUUAGUGGUCCUAUUAAGAUGGAGGAGGUAAAGGAAGAGCCGAAGAAAAGUAAAAAGAGAAAAAAUAAGUUCGGUGAUGCGGAGUGUAUUCCCUCUUUCGAAGAAUUAAAAAAUUGCGAAUUGGAGACAGAUGAAAAACCAAAGAAGAGAAAAAAGAAGAAUAAGAAGCACAAAGAGGAAAAUGAAGAAGUUCCUGAAGAAGUACCAGAUAAUGUCCAAAUUCAGGAAGAUAAGAUAGUGCUCGAGGAAUCUGUUAUCAAAAACCAAGGAGAAGAAAUUGAAGAAGUUUCGGAAAAGGCUAAAAAGAAGAAGAAGAAAAGUAAAAAGAAUAAAAGCUUAACUUGUGAUUAAUAAAUCCUCAAUUUUACAAGAAAAA